Aspergillus nomiae NRRL 13137 is the source of this 1803-nucleotide messenger RNA. RefSeq names its product putative laccase. Gene Ontology annotation, molecular function: oxidoreductase activity; copper ion binding. The coding region runs from base 1 to 1803 and encodes 600 amino acids. The record is from RefSeq and is a predicted model, not a curated record. NCBI's taxonomy places the organism in Eukaryota, Fungi, Ascomycota, Eurotiomycetes, Eurotiales, Aspergillaceae. The transcript has 8 exons.
AUGGAGGGAAAACCCAGUCGCCGAAAAUCGAGAAACCCGAAGAUCACGAAACGGAAUGAAUCGGACGCUGGCCCUCAAAAUACGUCUGCCAGAAGAACAACAAGAUGUUGGCCUUGCAGCAUUGUGAUUUGUCCGCUGGUUUUAUGCAUCCUCACUGUAUUGCUCUUCCUCCAACAGUUCACCACACUAGAUCCGUUGCGCUCCGUACUAUCUUCCCCUAAAGUUCACCAUGGCGAAACGCUACACUCCCAAGUGCACAACCCUGACUUAGCUCGCCCGAGCAUAGAGCUUCAUCCAGAGGACCACGUAUAUCGGGGACCAGUGACACAACAUCUUGACUGGGUGGUCACUGCUGAUUACCUUCGGCCCGAUGGGGUGUUGAAGCAGGUUUACCUUAUCAACGGUAUCUUCCCGGGUCCGACUAUUGAGGCCCGUUCUGGCGAUACCCUUAUAAUCAAUGUCGCAAAUGCACUACAAGAGGAACCAAUCUCUAUCCACUGGCAUGGGAUUCACGUUCAUAAUACAAUGGAUGGUGUUCCCGGAGUGACACAAAAUGUCAUUCCACCUGGAUCUACCUUCGUGUACAACUUGACUAUUCCCCAUGACCAAAGUGGCACCUUUUGGUACCAUGGUCAUACCGGAACUUCGAGGGCGGAUGGCCUAUACGGUGGCUUUGUUGUACAUGCACCUUCUUCCCGACCUACUGUUCGCGGACUCAUGGCCCGUGACAGCGCCGAGUCUCUGCAGUACGGUUACGAAAGAGAGUUUCUACUUCUGAUCGGAGAUUGGUACCAUCAGCCUGGUGAUCAGGUCUUGGCCUGGUACAUGAGCAUCGCGUCUUUCGGAAACGAGCCAGUGCCUGACUCAUUGUUGAUCAACGGGGCGGGCAGCUUCGACUGCUCUAUGGCCGUACCUGCUCGACCCCUAGAUUGUGUUGAACAACAUACCAACCUCUCCUACCUAUCAGACAUAGACACAGCCUAUAGAUUGCGUGUGGUCAACACCGGUUCCUUAGCAGGAUUCACCCUAUCAUUCGAAAAUAAACCCCUCACCCUGAUCCAAGUAGACAGCACAAGCGUCGAACCCCAAGAAGCCCCAUCAGCAGGAAUCCUUUACCCAGGCCAACGCAUGGAUGUUGUCCUCCAACCCUCGAAAGAAGACCCCACAUCCCUAACAAUCCACCUAGACCAAGACUGCUUCAACUACCCAAAUAUAGCCCUCACCCCAACCCAAACAUUCCCGAUAACACCCUCCCACAUCCCAUUACCUCCCCAACCCCUCCCAAAAAACACUCUAGACCUUCAAAACACGCCCUCAAAAGCCUCUCUCCUCUCGAUUAUCCCCGGAAACCCCACCCAAACGCAGGUAAUCUACACCAAGAUCCAAAAAUUAAGCAUAAACCACAACAUCCCAAACGGCUUCUUCAACCGCACCUCAUGGCGUCCGCAACCCGAUACGCCACUAAACACCCUCCCGCGUGAGAAAUGGGACGAUAACCAGUUCUCGUUCGCCGUACCUGAUUCCGAAUGGAUUGAUGUGGUGGUGAAUAAUCUAGAUGAGGGGGGCAUCCGUUCCAUUUGGGUCUAUGAGGCGCCUAUAGGAUGGGGCUCGUACAACCCUUUUGUGGAUGCGGCUCCGCCGGGUUUAGAGUCCGAGUCGGGGUAUGAUCUCUCUCGUGCAAUGCUUCGGGAUACGGUGUAUAUUCCCAGUCGGGGGAAUGCUCCCUGCAACCGGUAUGCCCGUCCCGAGGUAUCCUACCCACCUAUUCGAACCCGAUUUCGCCAAUCUAGUAAAGGAAGAUGA